Molecule: messenger RNA, 657 nt
Organism: Arachis duranensis
Lineage: Eukaryota; Viridiplantae; Streptophyta; Magnoliopsida; Fabales; Fabaceae
Exons: 2
Coding region: 1-657 (218 amino acids)
Source: RefSeq, a predicted model, not a curated record
AUGAAGUUCAACAUUAAACAAGACUUCAUUGAAGCGGUUAGAAAAUUCACUAUACAAGAGGGGAUGCAGAUCAAAUGGAGAACAAAUGAGAGAUAUAGGGCAAGAACAAUCUACAAAAACAGAGCUGCAAAUAGAAAGUGGCUUGCAGGGAAAUUAAUCAAGAUGCUUAGGAAGUAUCUAAACCUAAAACAUGGAGAGAUAGCAACAUAUUUCAAGAGAAGAUGUGACUUGAAUUUGAACAAAUCAUCAUUGACUAGAGCCUUUAUAGAUGCACAAAAUGUGGUUUAUGGUGAUGCAGUUGCACAGUAUUUAAGGUUGAGGGACUAUGCAGAGACUCUUCUUAAGAGUAAUUCUGGAUCCACCAUUAAGAUUGGUGUUAGUCUCCAACUCGAUUCAGAUCCCAUUUUUGAAAAAAUAUAUGUUUACUUUGAUAAAUGCAAGAAGGGAUUCAAGGCUGGGUGUCAACCACUAAUCAACCUAGAUGGAGCAUUCUUGAAGACACAAUUUGAAGGACAAAUCCUCUCUAUAGUUGGCCAGGAUGCCAACAACCAUGUCUACAUCAUUGCUUGGGCCAUAGUGAAGAUAGAGAAGAGAGAGAACUGGAGGUGGUUUUUAGAGCUACUGGUUGAUGAUGUUGGUGAACCAAAUCAUAGGUAG